CUGUGCAAGUAUGGCGCUUUGUCGUUUGAAUAAGAGUACUUGUGUGUGCACGCAAAUAUAGAUUACUCGUAAACGUUUGAUGCUUUAUGAUGUAAGUAAUAUAAUUUCAUCACAGAAUCUUACACGGAAGUCAGCAGAAGAAUUACUGAUGGAGUAUAUCGUUGGGGACAGAGAGAGAGACGGAUAUAUACGCAAUAGAACCAUGUGAUAUUCUGUGUUACAAAGUCUGUUAAGGUUAAUCAGAGGACAAUGUAGAGAGAGAGAGAAGUGAUCACUGGAGUCAGUACGACGAAAAACUAAAUAUGAAGUUAAGCAAACGAUAACUAGUAGUUAUCUUAGUGCUAUUAGGGGUAGAAGCCACCAGAAACGACAUAGCGCUUUUGUACAGCUUGUUCUUCCAGCAUGCAUAAAUGAACCAAAGAGGCAUGUGAAGAGUAGUGUUUUGGGACGUGAUGCUGCCCAGUCUGGUAGAAGCGCAUGGGAAUUUAGAGGGACAUAUGUCUCCAUCUUCAGGACCAAGCAGACGGCAGGCAGAGUCUGCUCGCCAACUGUAUGUGAGGCAUACUGUGAAUAUUCUGGUUUAGCAAUGCAACAUGAAUUUCAUAAAACUGGAACCUGAACCAGAUGGAGAAUCGUACCUAUCAUCCUUUCAUAAUGAGAAUCAAGAAAAUGAUGUAGCACAGGAUGAAAACCUUAAGCAUGUGGGAUGCCCCAUUAUGAAGACCGAAAAUGAUGUCAUUAUGGAUUUCAUUAAAUCAGAACCUAAUUCAGAUUGUGAGACAUGUCUCAAAUUUUCUCACAGCGAGAAUGAAAUGGUUGAUGUAAAAGAGGAGGAAGAUCCUAUUUUAAUAACGUUCCCAGUUGUUAAGCCUGAAAAUGAGGCUGUGAAGUCAUGUGAUGAACUGGAAGGUACAGCUGAGGCACAGGCUACCGUUACUGGUGAGCAAGGAUCUCAACAUGUCCAGGACACUAUACUGAACACAAAUUUGAAUGACUCCAGCUUGUGGUGAAAUUGCUAAUCAUCCGCUUCACUGUCAUGAGUAGUUUGAUGGUAACUCUCAACUACCUGAUGCAGGAUGUGCAGAAAGUGAAAUGAAACUGUAUGUAAAGAUUGCUAUGAAUAGUGUAAAUGGGGCUGUUUACACAACAUUAAAAUCUACAAAAUAAACACAAAAAUAGAUACUGAUAUAUGAACUUCGGUUUUUAUUAUUAUUCGUUUAUACACAGGUGUUGCACUACAUGUCUAAACAGUUCCUGGAUCAUCAUCGGGCGAGUCACAACAAUAUCAAUAUAAGUUCUUGAAUUGAGUUGGCUUAAUCUGGAUCCAUAUUUUACAGUUCGAUUUUGUUUUCAAGAGCAAAUAAACCUUUGUAAAAUGUAACCUAACAAUACACCCGAGAACUCUGGUAAUAUACUGUUUUUAUCUAAGUUUAAGAUUGUUUUAAGACAAAUAUAAUUAUAUUUAAUAUAAUAAGUCCUUGAAAAAAAAUUUAAUAUAAAAGGUUUUUAAAAAUGCUAUGAAUAUCGUGGUUUAGCAGUGCAACAUGGAUUUCAUGAAACUUGAAGCUGAACUGGAUUGAGAAUCGUACUUAACAUUUUCUCAUAAUGAGAAUCUUGAGAAUGAUGUAACAGAGGAUAAAGUUCGUAAGCAAAUGGGAUGCCCCAUUAUAGGGACCAAAAUUGAGGAAAGUUAUGUGUUUUGUAGUUCUGGCUGCUGUUGUAACUCUGCUAAUACCAGAGUAUUUUAUCCAGCGCCAAAUGCCAGAUAGCGGUACUUGUUACCCAUUCAUUUGACAGGAUAUCUAAUUUCUGGUCUGUAAAUCUUAACAUCUGUACACUACUCAUAGUCAGAAAUAUAUGUUUCUGGCCAUUAUCCAUCUUCCUGUCUUUGUCUAAAAGCACUAUCCUGUUUAUAUUACAAAAUACAAUAUUUCAGAGAUUGGAUUCUGUCCAGAGGUAGGGACCUAGCUCUGUUGAUUGGGCCCAACUGAGUAGGUUUUACCUGGAGACAGAGGCAGAAUCCAGCAUCCAAGAUGAUGUGUUUUGUAAUAUAAACAGGAAGAUGUUUUUAGAUAAAACAGGACAAUGGAUAAUGUCCAGAAACAUAAUAUUUAUACUAAUGUACCAUUGUCACAUAUUUUUAGAUCUUAUUUUUGGAUACCACAUUUCUCAUUUUUUGCAGAUGGUUAGAAUCACUACAGCGAAGCAAGUAUUAAUAAUGAAAUGUCCUCCAUGAACUAUUUAUUCUCCCAUACAAUGG
This is a messenger RNA of Cryptotermes secundus, 2260 nucleotides long. RefSeq lists its product as uncharacterized. The transcript is spliced from 5 exons. The coding region runs from base 594 to 1010 and encodes 138 amino acids. Lineage: Eukaryota; Metazoa; Arthropoda; Insecta; Blattodea; Kalotermitidae. The record is from RefSeq and is a predicted model, not a curated record.